Messenger RNA from Alosa sapidissima (American shad), 3050 nucleotides. It is a transcript of the gene elmo1, whose product is annotated as engulfment and cell motility 1 (ced-12 homolog, C. elegans). Lineage: Eukaryota; Metazoa; Chordata; Actinopteri; Clupeiformes; Clupeidae. Bases 426 to 1169 code for a protein of 247 amino acids. The record is from RefSeq and is a predicted model, not a curated record. The transcript is spliced from 7 exons.
UCUGAGCGCCAAACCAGCCAGAGAAAACGAGCGAGAGGGAGAGAGAGAGAGAGAAGGAGAGAAAGAGAGAAAGAGAGAGGGUGAAUUGCUCGCGGUAGGGAUGAGCUGAGAGGAGAGAGAGAGAGACUGCACGCUCUCUCCCCAGCCUGUGGCUCUUUUUGCUUCACCUCUGUUGGUUUAAUCUCUCCAUUUUUGUUUCUCUCCGCUGAGAAGUGCAACAGCUUUGUCCGCUAGCUCUCUUAGCAUAUAGGCGUGCGGGCGCAUGUGUGUGCGUUAGCCAGCGUUAGCGCUCACAUUAGCCACCUCGGCGCUUCCGUAACCCCCCCUCAACCCCCCCACCUCCUCCUCCUUCUUGCCGACGGCCGCCAGCGGAGAGUGGAGUGGAGCGCAGCUGCUCGUAACCAUGGAGGUGACCAUUCCAUGUGAUGCAGGUGGUGAGAGAGCAGAUUAUGCGAGCGCUGACGGUCAAGCCUAACUCCCUGGACCAGUUCAAGAGCCGCCUACAGAACCUCAGCUACACAGAGAUCCUAAAGAUCCGCCAGUCCGAGAGGAUGAACCAGGAAGACUUCCAGUCGAGGCCCAUCCUUGAGCUCCGUGAGAAGAUCCAGCCGGAGAUCAUGGAGCUCAUCAAGCAGCAGCGCCUCAACCGCCUGUGUGAUGGCACCUGCUUCAGGAAGAUCAGCAGCCGCAGGAGGCAAGAUAAGUUCUGGUACUGUCGACUGUCUCCUAAUCAUAAAGUCCUGCACUAUGGAGAUCUGGAGGAGAACCCCCAGGGUGAGGUGCCCCAUGACUCUCUGCAGGAGAAGCUGCCCGUGGCUGACAUCAAAGCUGUUGUCACAGGCAAGGACUGCCCUCACAUGAAGGAGAAAGGAGCUCUCAAGCAGAACAAGGAAGUGCUGGAGCUGGCCUUCUCCGUCCUCUACGAGUCCGAUGAGUACUUAAACUUCAUCGCCCCUGACAAACACGAGUACUGUGUGUGGACAGAUGGGCUAAAUGCUCUGCUAGGGAAGGAGAUGACCAGCGAAUUCACCAAGAGUGACCUGGACACUCUGCUUAGCAUGGAGAUGAAGCUACGCCUCCUCGACCUGGAGAACAUCCAGAUCCCUGAGGCUCCGCCUCCCAUCCCCAAGGAGCCUAGCAACUAUGACUUUGUCUACGACUGCAACUGAAAGCAAAACAAAACCAUUACCCACUGGACCAACGGUUUCCCUUUUUUCCCUCUAAAGUUGUUACUGGAAGUUUUAAACAAACAAAAAAAGAACUUUUAGAGAAACUCUUGCAUUGAAAAAAAUGAAGAACAAAAAAAAAAAAAGGAUUUAACUUUUUUUCUCUGCUAAAACUGUCUUUAAAAAAAGCAAGCUUCUCAAUAGGUGCACCAACUUUCAACCAUAAAUAUGAACACAGCCUUCGGGGACCUGCCACAGACGUCACAAUCGACAAGAGGAGACACCAACCAACACCUAACAACUCCAUCAAUUCAUCCAUCCAACCUCCCAUUUCUAGUUUCACGGCCCUGACCCGUUUCUACCUUCACCUCGGCAGACACAUCGAACAUCCAACGAGAAAGUCGCCCAGUUCACGUAGAAACGCUGUACUCUUGAGCACCGACCAUGUUGUAUUGCUGUUAAGCUUUUAUGUAGUUCUCAGGCCGUUGAGGUUUGAGGUCUUCAUUGCCAUUACAUUGAGGGAGACUGUGCUAGUUAAGUGGAGGGGUAAAGCGGGACUCUUGUGUUCACCAAUACACCGCCCAUCUUCCACUCAUCGAAGUGGCAGCUAAAGUCUGGAAUGAGAAGAGGAUGGGAGCAAAGGGGCCAACGGGUUGGUGGUUUUGAGGGGAAAAGCAAGAGACAAAGGAAAGUGAGAGAGGAAACUGUUGUAUUAUCUGGUGUAUCUCUCUCUCUCUUACAUUUUUGUGUUCCUCCUCCUCCGCUCUCGUACCUGUAGACUGUUAUUAACCAGGCUGUGUGGUCACUGAGCACUGCCUCCUUUACAACCGUAUACCAACACGUCACCUUGACGACACCUACAGUGCUUAAUCAUCCUCGCCCAAUCUCUGCUGUACUGCGUGCUUGCUUUUCCUUCGGUUUUAUUUUUUUCUUGUUUUUCUUCUUGUCUCAUUGAGGUUUUUUUUUUCCUGCUCCUGGUAACCCAAAUAGGUGCAGUGCAAAAGACCGCUGGAUCAUUCCAGAGCAAUAUCAAGCUAUCCACUUUUGUUUGAUUUUGUAAGCUGGUGUGACUCUUCUGUAAUGGUUGUGAUGCUGCCAAGUAGUCAGUGUUAUGGGGGGAGGGAGUGGGGGGGUCAUGUAUGUACAUUUGUCAGUAAAGGGAAGAAAAAAGUUUUUUUUUUUUUCUUUUAGGUUUUUUAAAAUUUGUUUUUAUUCUGGGACCAUGACACCUUUUGGAAAUUCCUAUUUAAUUUAAUUGAAAAAAUAUUAUAGUUAUUACUUGUAGAAUUUUAUUUGCUCCCAUUGUUAUUGGCUGAGUCCAUCAAUCUGCUGUUUACAUUAAAAUUGAAUAAAUGAGAACAUUCUCUGCGAUUGCUUACAUUAAAACCUCUGCACUUGCAUUAGGGUUUUUGUGAAAAUGUUGUGCAGUAACAAUGUUUGGGGAAACACUAUGUAGAAUGUUGGAUGUUGAAUAUUUUGGAGCAGUAACUCGAUAAGACCUGAUGUUGUGAUUCUUCUACCACCAGUCAUGUCAGGGUGCCAGUUUGUCUGAGGCCUCCCACAAGAGACAUUAUUAUAGUCUUUUGAAAGUAGGUUAAAAGGAAAAUUAGCUUAUUUGCCGAGUACCCCAGAACCCCAGAUAAAAGCCUAGCUUAGCAUAAUUCACUGAAAGUGGGUUACACCAGUUAUCCUAUAGCUAAAAGUGAGCUAUAGGCCAGCUGGUCUAAAACACUCCCAGAUUAAUGUACAUUAGUGUGAGUAAGUGGUGGGAGUGGAGAAUGUAUAACUGUGUAGCUCCCUCUUGGGUGAACCAUGGAAACGGCACAGAGAGUAAGAGUCAGCACAGUAAAACUGAAAGCAAUCUUUAAUAAAGAAUUGAUUUUU